UCGGUAUGAAUAGUCAGAAUCGCACUAAUUGUGAAGCGGCAAACGUCUCACACGGCAUAAGAAAUCAAAUAGAAAGCAAAAGAAAUAUAUUUCCGUUGUCAGGGGAAAUUCAGAGGCAACAAAUCCUAUUUAGAGAAAAAUUAAAUAUAUAUAAAAUAUGGCUACUGCACACUUACCCAUACAAAAGUACAAAUACCAUGAGCACAAUGGCGAGCCCGGCUGCCAGGGUCUGGAGGAAGUGAAUCGCAUGUUCCGUAACUUCUGGGAUCCCACGGCUUACUGGAUGUGCGAUAAGCAGGGCACGCGCGCCCGCCUGCAACGCUGCCCGAAAUCGCAACUGUACUCCGAGGAGCUCGGACGUUGUGUGCACUAUACAGACUGGAGCUGGACGGAACCCAAGGAACCUCCAAGUCGUCCAAAGUGCUAGACACCGUUCAGAGCUAAUCAGCCCGCACACACUCUCACUAUUUAUACUUAAUUUAAUAAUAUACAUAUACAUAUUUAAUAUUUAA
Messenger RNA from Drosophila montana, 512 nucleotides. RefSeq lists its product as uncharacterized. The transcript is spliced from 2 exons. NCBI's taxonomy places the organism in Eukaryota, Metazoa, Arthropoda, Insecta, Diptera, Drosophilidae. Gene Ontology annotation, molecular function: chitin binding. The record is from RefSeq and is a predicted model, not a curated record. Bases 158 to 427 code for a protein of 89 amino acids.